AUGGGACAGGUGCUGGCUGAUGAGUCAGUAUCGAUUCGUAAAAUACUAAGAGAGAAUAAAGCAGAGGAGUGGACGGAAGUAUUGGAAGGGCACGGCGUGUACAGUGUAAGAGACCUGCGCGCAGUUAAGUAUGCGGACCUGGUGCAGUUUGGAAUAAGUGACUUUGAGCCAAGAAAAAGGAUCUUUGAGAUUAUCAAGCAGCUAAACACACAGUGUCCGUAUGGAGCAGAGAGGCGCGCAUCUCUCCACCAGAGAAUGCAGUCUCUUGCGCGGUCAAGCAUAGGGUUUCCUAGCAUGCAGGAGGAGGCGCCUCGCAGUAGCUAUGGUGUGGGUGCGCACAGCGCUACGUAUGGCCACAUUGUAGAGAGCCGCGUGCCUAUGCACAAGAACACAGGUGCUAUGAGGCUCUCUCCAAUAAAAAUGGAUGAAAAGCAGGGCCGCAACUCCUUGGGGCUCUAUGGCAGAGAAGACAAAAUACAAAGCACAUAUGAGGCAGGCAAUCUGAGCAGCGCAGGCGCAGUAGAUGAGCUCAGUAGUUCACACAGCUCGCAGGGGAUGAGCCCAGUGCAUUCAUACGCAGAGAGAAGAUCUUCGCUGGGCAUGGGAAAAGACCUGCAUAGAAGCACAGAGCACGUGUUCAUGGAAAGAACAGAAGGAUCUGUGCUGAAGGAGGGAUAUAGCCCAGGAGGCAUGUGGAAGCGAAAAAAAGACAUGGUGGAUGAGAUAAUGAGAGAGGCAGAGGAGAGUAUCAUCAUUGAGGACGAGGAGGAUCUGGAUAUGCAAGAGCCUGGACAUUUGUCUAUGAUAGACCAAGAAACAUCUGUAGAGUAUCCGUCUAUUAUCUCAGGAGAUGAACAGACCGGCUUAAUAAGCUGGGAGGGCUCAGAGAAAAGAGAGGAUUGUAAGGCAGCAGAAAACAGCAGAAUAAUGGUGAUUGUAAGGAAGCGGCCCAUGAAAAGAGAUGGAAAGAGAGACACAGUCACUAUUUCCGGGUCUGAGGUAAUUCUGACAGAAAGCAAGCAGAAAGUAGACCUAACUCCGUAUAUGGAGCCGCACACAUAUGCCUUUGACAGAGCAUACGGCGAGCGUAAUACAACAGAGGAUAUAUACCGAGAGUGUGUGCAGAGAAUGGUGCAGUAUGCUAUGGACGGAGGAAGUGCCACCUGCAUAGCGUAUGGGCAAACAGGAAGUGGAAAGACGUACACAAUGCUUAACGAGCAAACUGGAAUGAUCGCUCUUGCACUGAGGGAUCUGCUGAAAAGUAGGAUAAAACUAUCAUUCUACGAGAUAUAUUCUAAUUGUAUAUAUGACCUGCUGGAUGAGAGAAAAAAGAUCUUUGCGCGAGAAAAGGAUGGAGUUGUUUCAAUCAUUGGGGUAAAGGAGUUGAGUGUUGACAGUUUGCAGGAUGCAGUUGCGCUGCUAAAGCAAGGGCUGCAGUGCAGAAUGACAGGAAAGACCGGAGCGAACAGCAACUCGUCUCGAUCGCAUGCUCUUGUUCGUGUGCGCACUGAAGGCGGAAUAUUCACAUUUGUAGACCUGGCAGGCAGCGAAAGGGGGACAGAGCGAGGCUUAGAAAGCCAGCAGUCUCUAAUAAAGCGCGAGGGUGCGGAGAUCAACAAAAGUCUGCUUGCUCUGAAGGAGUGCAUUCGGGCAAUGGACAAGUCAGCCACACACCUUCCGUUCAGACACAGCAAACUCACACAGGUGCUGAAGGAGUCACUUAUUGGUGAGUCUAAGUGCUGCAUAAUUGCCACUAUAUCUCCGGAAGAGGCCUCAACAGAGCACUCAUUGAACACGCUCAGGUAUGCAUAUAGAAUAAGAGGCCUGGGACUAAAGGGGGACAAUGCGCCGCAGCCACGUGCAGCCACACCAGUGAAAAGAACAACAACCACAACUGCGCCAAAUACAAAAAGCACACAGCAGCCAAUGACUGUUCUUACAGGGCAGUAUGCAGCGGUGCCUUCAACGCCUGUGCGAGAAAAGGACAGAGGAAAAGUUCGAACUCCGCAAAGGUCGCCUGCAACACAGAAAGUUCUUGUGCAGCAGGCAUUGGCGACAGUGGCAAGCAGAAUAGCCAGAGAAAGAGAUCCAGAGACUCUGGAGAUUCUAAAAGAAGCCUUGCUUGAAAUUGCAAAUUAUCAGAGAAUAUCCUAA
This is a messenger RNA of Nematocida ausubeli, 2154 nucleotides long. RefSeq lists its product as uncharacterized. The record is from RefSeq and is a predicted model, not a curated record. Bases 1 to 2154 code for a protein of 717 amino acids. Gene Ontology annotation, molecular function: ATP binding; microtubule binding; microtubule motor activity. The transcript has a single exon. Lineage: Eukaryota; Fungi; Microsporidia. Gene Ontology annotation, biological process: microtubule-based movement.